CAUGAAGCCCAAAUCAGAGCAGCUGGCGACCUGAUGCCCAGGGGAUGGCAAGCUGUCAAGCUCAGAAAAGAGGCUCCUAAUUAAACCAUUGUUGGCAUUAACGUAGGCGGACGGCAUUCCCUUUGCAUCCCUUAUCUAUGCUGCUGCGGAGGAGGAAGGUGCCAUUUCUGCAGAGGGUUCGCUGCCCAGGUGAAAGGGCUUUCCAUCAUCAGGAUGAGAAAAGGCCAAAGCGACAGCCACAGGAGCCCUAAGAGGCUGGCGGAUGAAGGAUGAGAAGCACAAAGGGAGCGAUUUGUCUUGUCUCUCGGUUUUAUGACCAGAUGAAGGAUGAUGCGAUGUGUUGGUCUCAUUAUAGGGCAUUUGGGGGGGAAGGCCAUAUAGGGCAUGCCAGGAAGAAGUGGGGGUCUAGAAAUCCCUGAAACGCGUCUCUUUUCACUGCUACUCUGCAUCUUUUCAGGCUGCAUUUGCACAAACUCUGAGUGCUCCUUGCUUAAGAAAACCCUAUGAAAUGGAUGGGGCUGCAGGUGACUUGAAAGCCCACAAAAUUUGGCUCCGGUCCUCCCAAAUGCUGCAAUCAUUAAUUUUCAAAGCAUAGGUCCCUUUGGGAUUGUCACUCCCAGAAUCCCUCUCUGGUGGAUGCUAAGACUGGCAGUCCAAGAAGAAGAAGCAUCUCCAAACUCAGAAGGACUUGCACGGAAUCCAAGGUCAGAGAGGGAGGGUGCCAGUAUUGGGCCGAGAUAAGGAGGCUCUUUCGCCAAGGAAGGGCCAUUCUGCCAAGAAGCGCAGGACAAAAAGGACGCCUCUCUGGACGCUCAAGAAGGAAAGAAACAAUAAGUGACCACUGAUGACCAGCAAGGACCUUGAGAAGAGUACCACGUCAGAGGUGGAGUGUGGGCAGAUGUCCAUCAAGGACCCAGAGGCAGAGGGCAAGGCUGGGUCCCAGAGGGCCUCCUGGUUCGAGCGCUGCAUCCAGCCUUGUGUCGCAGAAGCGGUGGGUGCCGCCUUCUUCAUCUGCAUCGGGUGCGCUUCGGUCGUAGAGAAUGUGGAGGGCACUGGGCGCCUGCAGCCGGCCUUGGCCCACGGACUGGCCUUGGGCCUCACCAUUGCCGUCUUAGGAAACAUCAGCGGAGGCCAUUACAACCCGGCUGUCUCCCUGGGGGCCUGGCUGGUCGGAGGCCUGGACAUAAUGAUGGUCAUCCCCUACUGGAUCUCCCAGCUUUGCGGGGGGCUGAUCGGAGCUGGAUUGGCCAAGGCAAUGACGGACAGCCAAAGGUAUGCCAAUGCUUCUGGAGGGGCCUUCACGACCAUUACCUCUGAUGACCAGCUCCCAGCCGCAGUCAUUGCGGAGAUCGUCAUGACCAUGUUCCUGGUGAUGGCUGUCUGCAUGGGAGCCAUCAAUGGAAAGACCAGGGGCCCCUUGGCCCCCUUCUGCAUCGGCUUCUCCGUCGCGGCAGACAUCCUGGCCGGGGGCGCUGUCUCCGGGGCCUGCAUGAACCCAGCCAGAGCCUUCGGACCCGCAGUGGUGGCCAACUACUGGGACUACCACUGGGUCUACUGGGUCGGCCCCAUGGUGGGCGGGCUGCUGAUGGGUGCAUUGAUAAGGUUCCUGAUUGGGGACAAGAAGACUCGUCUUUGGCUCAAGUGAGAUCGCCUUCUGGUCUCCCUCUCCUUGCCCUCUCCUUCCCGUUAUCCAUCUUGGCCAAACUUGGGACACUUCCAUCCCACUGGAACAAGAAUGAAUCAAUAAGACUUUCUUUCUAUCAUACCCUAUCUCCCCAGUGGAAACAGGGCACAACAGACCUUUCUCUGGACUCACUGUUUUCUACCAUUCCUCCUGUGUUUAUUAUUUAUUGCAUGAAUAAGGACAAAAGGUGCAGAACCGAGUGCUGCUAAAGGGGCAAAUACCUGGAAAAGGGAAGGAGUUUUUCUUUUGGUUACUUAAAUAUGCAUUUUGGACCAAAAUGUUACAAUAUAGAAGGGUCUCUUGUUGCUCCACUUCCUGUGCCAGUUUUUUUCCCAGAAUCCUUUGCUGUGGUGUCCUCCCUAAGAAAAGAAUGGGAAAUUAGCACACAAAUCAAUGAGA
This is a messenger RNA of Anolis sagrei ordinatus, 2083 nucleotides long. RefSeq names its product aquaporin 8 (gene AQP8). Gene Ontology annotation, cellular component: plasma membrane. The record is from RefSeq and is a predicted model, not a curated record. Gene Ontology annotation, molecular function: water channel activity. NCBI's taxonomy places the organism in Eukaryota, Metazoa, Chordata, Lepidosauria, Squamata, Anolidae. Gene Ontology annotation, biological process: water transport; transmembrane transport.